AUGCCCGUGGUAAGAAGCCCGCUACCGAGUCCUAACCUCAACGAUGCUGAAAGCAACUGCGCCGCAUGUGAUAGACCCGAUACGGUGGACGAAAUGGUCCAAUGCGACAGAUGCAACGAAUGGUGGCACUAUUCCUGUGUGGGAGUCACGAGUUCGGUCAGCGAGAGAGCGUGGAGCUGUUCUAAAUGCAAUUUAGCAGCUAAUGCAUCAUCGGUAAACAGUGUUUCAGGUCAUGCUUCUCUACUAGCUGAUACAAUGCAACGGCUAGUGGAGAGACAAGAGUUGGAGAAACAACGUGUCGAACUAGAGCUGCAAAAGAAGUUCCUGGAAGAACAACAAAAAUUGUUCAAUGCCACCGUUAUGGAAGAAAUUAGGAGUCAAAAAAGUCGUGCGAGCCGCCGCUCUGCCCAAAACCGGGUGAACGAAUGGCUGGAUUCAUCAGGAGAAAGCGCAUUGGGUGUAAUUGUCGAUCCACUAGCAGCCUCCCAGAUCGAAACCGAGCCACCAGCGGGACCCACAGACUCAUCGGAUGAAAAACAGUUAGGAGUAUCACCGGAGAUCGAGCCUGGUGCAGCGAAAUCGCAGCAGUCACAGAGACAGCUGGAUGCCUGCGACCAGCAGAAACUAGCUCAGGAGCAAAUCAUCGAUUUACGAGAGCAAUUGGAGCAAUGUAAGAAGCUACUUACCGGACUGCACAUGUCAAACAACACACAGGUAAAGGCUACUGGUACAAUAACAAAAUCCCGUCCGAAAGCCCCUGAAGUAGAAAAUCGUCAUGUCUUAAUUAACAAUCCUUGUCAGUCUUUAUCAACAAAUCCCCCCACGACCAAUACCAAUACAUAUAACGAUACUGUUGCUGACGAAGAGUUAAACAACCGUGAUAGUAUGUUCAAUUUGUAUGGAGCUGCAAAUCAAAGGAAUCGCCCCAUACUUUCACGGAAUACAAGAGUGAAUUCGCCCUCAAACCCGCAACAGCUUACAGAACGGCAGUUUCUGACCCGCGACCUUCCGUCCAAUACGCGAGUGAAUUUAUCCGCAACCCCCCAACAGAUUGCAGCGCGGCAUUCGCUGGCUCGUGAUCUUCCCUGUUUUUCCGGCAAUCCUUCGGACUGGCCGAUAUUUAUCUCUAACUUCAAUUACACUACGAAAGCUUGUGGCUAUACAGACGGUGAAAAUAUGGUUCGACUUCAACGAUGUCUCAAAGGACACGUACUUGAGACUGUUCGUAGCCGAUUGGUGUUACCCCAGGCGGUGCCACACGUCAUCGAAACGCUUCGCAUGCGGUAUGGGCGACCGGAGGUGUUGAUAAACUCGUUGCUGCGAGAUGUACGAGCAAUUCCUGCUCCUAAAUCGGAAAAACUGGAAGGAUUAAUUGAAUAUGGGAUGGCAGUGCAAGCAUUGUGUGAUCAUAUUGAAGCAGCUGACGAACAGGCGCAUUUGGCGAACCCUACGCUUUUGCAGGAGCUUGUGGGAAAGCUACCAGCGGAUCAAAAGCUAAUGUGGGCUGGUUACAGACGAGGUGUUGUGCAUGUAAAUUUACGAACUUUCUGCGACUAUAUGUCCGACGUCGUCCGCGACGCGUCGAGUGUCGUACUGUACGAACCUGGCGCAGGAAAAACAGCGAGCAAGGAAAAGUCGAAAAAUAAAGGAUACACGAAUACACAUGCUGUCAUUGAUACCAACGAUCCGAUCGAAACUAAAACCACGAAAUCGUUUGAGUGUCAUUAUUGCGGCAAGCAAGGUCACCGUCUUCGUGAAUGCAACAGAUUCAAAGCACUAAGUGUGGACGAUCGAUGGCGAAAGGUUCGCGAAUUGGGAUUAUGUCACACUUGCCUCUUUAGGCAUGGACGACGGAGUUGUCGUAGCACGUACCGGUGCACAGUCGAUGGUUGUCAGUAUCGCCAUCAUGCGCUUCUACAUUCAGGAUCACAUCCGGCAGAAAAUCAUACUCACCGUUAUCUUGAGUCUAGUUUUCUUUUUCGUAUAGUUCCUGUUACUGUUUAUGGAAAAUCUGGGUCUACUGAUGUUUUUGCAUUCCUAGAUGAGGGUUCUACACUCACGCUGAUUGAAGGCGAAUUAGCAACGCAGCUUGGUAUCGAAGGAAGUCCUCAACCACUCUGUCUUCACUGGACAGGCAACGUGUCGCGCAGCGAGAAGGAUUCACAAAGGGUUUGCUUCGAGCUCGCGGGAACAGAAUACUGCAGAAGAUUUAAGAUAACAGAGGCAAGAACGGUUGGCUGUCUCAACCUGCCUAGUCAGAGUUUUCAUCGGGAACAAGCGGAGAAGAGGUAUAAGCACCUGAAAGGAUUACCACUGCCUAGUUAUGCGAAUGCUGUGCCGAAACUGUUAAUCGGAAUCGAUAAUCUACGAUUGGCUUUGCCACUGAAAGUGAAAGAAGGAGACGGAAAUGGACCGGUAGCAGUAAAAACACGACUCGGUUGGUGUGUAUACGGCCAGCAACGGAACGAAUCCAGCAAGAUGCAUAGUUUUCACAUCUGCGAGUGUAAUUCCAACAGCGAGUUGCAUGAAGUCAUGAAACAGUUCUUUGCGAUCGAGCAAGCGAGUGUUAAAAUACCGGAUUCAGUAACAUCGGAGGAAGAUCGACGUGCUCAGCAUAUUUUAGAGAGUACUACUAAACGGAUCGGGAAUCAGUUCGAGACCGGAUUAUUGUGGGUGCAGGACGAAAUAGUACUCCCAAACAGUUACCCGAUGGCUAUGCGUCGUCUGAAAUGCCUCGAACGUCGGAUGGAACGUAAUCCCCCGUUGAAGGAGAAUCUUCAUCAACAGCUUCGCGAAUACAGUGAGAAGGGAUAUGCCCACCGAGCGACAAACGAUGAAUUAACGAGAGCAGAUCCAAACAGAGUUUGGUAUCUUCCCUUAGGAGCAGUAACCAACGCGAAGAAACCCGGAAAGGUCCGCAUAAUCUGGGAUGCGGCCGCUAAAGUAGAUGGCGUAUCGCUCAAUUCCGUUUUAUUGAAGGGUCCGGAUCAGCUAGCGUCUCUGCCUGGUGUUCUUUUUCGUUUUCGAUUGUAUCAAGUGGCAGUAAGUGCCGAUAUUCAACAAAUGUUUCAUCAGCUUCGUAUACGGGAUGCAGAUAAACACUCACAGCGAUUCCUGUGGCGUUUCAAUCUCUCUGAAGAACCGUCAAUUUACCUGAUGGAUGUUGCCACGUUUGGCUCCACAUGUUCGCCAGCAUCAGCGCAAUACAUCAAGAACCUCAACGCGAUGGAGCAUUCCGAAAAGUUUCCGAGGGCAGUUCAAGGUAUCAUCGACAGCCACUACGUCGACGAUUAUCUCGACAGUUUCAGUAGCGAGGAAGAAGCGAAACAGAUAGCUGAAGAAGUGCGUCUAGUUAAUCGGAAUGGUGGGUUCACGUUGCGUGGGUGGCGAUCAAACAACGAAAAUGUCUUGGAUCAUCUGGGUGAGCCAAAGACCGUGAACGAUAAGACACUCUGGCUAACAGGAACAGAGGGGACUGAGCGUGUGUUAGGCCUGUUGUGGUUUCCCAGGACAGAUGAGCUGCGAUUCUCUACACAAAUGAGCGAGGAUGUGGUAAACUUGAUCGCUGAAGAUAUUCGACCGACGAAGCGGCAGAUUCUAAGGUGUGUUAUGACGCUGUUUGAUCCCUUAGGAUUACUGGCACCUUUCUCUAUCCACGGCAAGGUACUCAUUCAAAAUCUCUGGAGAACUGGUGCGGAUUGGGAUGAAGAAGUCGACGACAAUGCUUAUGACUUCUGGCGAAGAUGGACGAAGAUGAUAGAAUUCAUUUCGACCGUACAUUUACCACGAUGCUACUUUCCUGGUGCAACGGAAAACACAUAUACUGAUGCUCAACUUCAUGUGUUUGUGGACGCUAGUGAAACCGCCUACUCUUGUGCUGUGUACUUACGAACGAUAGAUAUUAACGGUGAUCCUCAAUGCGUUCUCGUGACUGGGAAAGCAAAGGUGGCCCCUGUGAAGCCAAUGUCUGUGCCAAGAUUAGAGUUGCAGGGAUGCGUGCUAGGUACACGGCUAAUGAAAUUCUUUCUUGAGAAUCACCGUAUUUCUGUUACCAGACGGGUUCUUUGGACCGAUUCUACAACUGCAUUGUCUUGGAUUCUAGCGGAUCCACGCAACUAUCGACCAUUUGUGGCACAUCGCGUCGGAGAAAUCUUGGAGUCAUCUAAAGCUAGCGAAUGGAGGUGGGUUCCGUCAAGAUUAAACCCUGCGGAUGAAGCGACCAAGUGGGGAAGUGGCCCUUAUUUCAGUGAUGAGAGCAAAUGGUUUGGAGGACCAAGUUUUCUACUUCUCUCGGAAGAGAAUUGGCCGAAAUCUGCAAAGCCGUCAGUAGCAACUACUGAGGAACUGCGUCCGUCAUCGUUACUUCAUGUGUUGAUUGGAUACCUGAUCGAUUACAAUCGCUUUUCACGCUGGGAAAGACUUCAUCACACUAUCGCUUACGUCAACCGUUUCGUGUACAACAUCCGAAGUGUGGGACCAAGGUAUUUCGGACAUCUUCAGCAAGAAGAGUUACUGGCUGCUAAGGAGACUAUUUUUAAGCAAGUUCAGGCUGAAAGUUACAUGGAUGAAAUGAUACUGCUGAAAAGAAACUUAUCUCUACCAUCGGAUCAAAGGAAGCCGUUGCAUUCCAGUAGUCCGUUACACCAUUUCAUGCCGGUGUUGGACGAUCGUGGACUAAUCCGCCAAUACAGUCGAGUAAGGAAAGCUCAACAUCUGUCUACCGAUAUGCGGUACCCUAUAAUAAUGCCAAAGGAUCAUCAUGUAACGUUGCUUCUGAUCGAUUGGUAUCAUCGUACAUACCGUCACGCUAAUCAUGAAACGGUAUGCAACGAGAUACGGCAAGUGUUCACGAUCCCGAGACUUCGUACAAUGGUGAGAAGGAUCUCCCGGGAAUGUCAAUUUUGUAAAAUUCGUAGAGCUCAACCGCAAAUACCCGUAAUGGCUCCAUUACCAGCAGCUCGGCUUGCUGAUCACGUUCGUCCCUUCACGUAUACGGGAAUCGACUACUUCGGACCGCUUCUGGUGAAAAUUGGAAGAUCAAACGUGAAAAGGUGGAUUGCUCUCUUCACCUGUCUUACAGUUCGUGCAGUACAUCUGGAAAUUGCUUACAGUUUAUCUACUGCUUCCUGUAUCUCCUGUGUCAGAAGAUUUGUAUCUAGGCGAGGGUCUCCAGUCGAGUUCUUUACAGACAACGGGACAAACUUCCAGGGAGCAGAGCGAAUUCUACGCGAGCAGAUCAACCAGGGAUUGUCUGCAACAUUUACGAACGCGUCGACAAAAUGGACCUUCAUUCCACCGGGAGCUCCGCACAUGGGUGGUGUGUGGGAGCAUUUAGUGCGUUCGGUGAAAACAGCGAUGGGGUGUGCGUAUUCGGACGAGAAGUUGGACGAUGAAGGACUGCAAACGUUGGUCGUGGAGGUGGAAGGAUUGGUAAAUUCAAGGCCUCUGACGUAUUUGCCGAUCGAUUCUGAGGAAUCGGAGGCGCUCACACCGAAUCACUUCUUGCUUGGAAGUUCAAGUGGUGUCAAACAACCGGUUGUGCCUCUAGCUUCGCGGACUAAGAUUUCGCGAGAUACGUUAACUCAAAUUCAACAGCGUCUUGAUGUUUUCUGGACACGAUGGCUAUUGGAAUACAUGCCAGUGAUUCGCAGACAGUCGAAGUGGUUUGGCGAAGUCAAAGCUAUUGAAGAAGGGGACUUAGUACUGAUCGUCGAGGAAGCGAAGCGGAACGGCUGGACUCGUGGUCGCGUGGUUGCUGUUACGAAGGACAGCGAGGGCAGAGUACGUCAGGCGAUAGUUCAAACGUCUAGCGGGCAGCUGCGUCGUCCGGUAUCCAAACUAGCGUUGUUGGAUGUUGGAAAGGCACGUGUAGUCUUGAUCGAUGGCAAGAUACACCCAGGGGAGGAUGUUGACGCAGCAGACGAUCCGGCAACGCUGCCAGCAUAA
Messenger RNA from Malaya genurostris, 5946 nucleotides. RefSeq lists its product as uncharacterized. The record is from RefSeq and is a predicted model, not a curated record. Gene Ontology annotation, molecular function: nucleic acid binding; zinc ion binding. Lineage: Eukaryota; Metazoa; Arthropoda; Insecta; Diptera; Culicidae. The transcript has a single exon. Gene Ontology annotation, biological process: DNA integration. Bases 1 to 5946 code for a protein of 1981 amino acids.